Molecule: messenger RNA, 7781 nt
Organism: Platichthys flesus (European flounder)
Lineage: Eukaryota; Metazoa; Chordata; Actinopteri; Pleuronectiformes; Pleuronectidae
Gene: ppp6r2b
Product: protein phosphatase 6, regulatory subunit 2b
Exons: 26
Coding region: 1480-4293 (937 amino acids)
Cellular component (GO): nucleus; cytosol
Molecular function (GO): protein phosphatase regulator activity; protein phosphatase binding
Source: RefSeq, a predicted model, not a curated record
GUAAGUCCAACAUGUGUACAAUCAAAUCAGUUCAUUCCUGGAUAUUUCAGAGUACUAUAAAGUACUUUGCUCAAUUAGUCAGAGAGAAACUGAUAUUCCUGUGUUCAGGAUCUCUCUGACUGCCUACAUACUGAAUAUCCUACAUAUUUACUGUUUAAAUUAAGAUAUUUUUCAAAGUAAAGUCCAACAUUUCACUGUGGAAUAGAUCAUUUCAGGAUACUUCAGAGUACUGUAAAAACUCUAUGCUCAAUAAGUUCAGAGAAAGACUGAUAUGUCUGUGUUCAUGACCUCUCUGACUACCUACAUACUGAAUAUCAAACAUAUUUACAGUAUAAAGUAAGACAUUUUUCAAAGUAAAGUCCAGCAUUUUCACUGCGGAAGUGAUCAUUUCAGGAUAGUUUAAAGUUUUAUUGCAAACACUUGAAUCAACAUCGGACCCUGGGUUUUUCGUAAUAAAACGGGUGAUGUGAGGAACAGAGCGACAGCCAAUAUGCACUCGUCGCACUUGUCUAGAGAUCACACCAAUAUUGUGACAAUACUGAAACACUUUAUCACAUUCAUUACCGCAAACUCAAACUUCAAUACGUGGUUUGAGGACACGUCUGUUGUGUUAAUUUAGAAAUGUAAAUAUUUAAAAGAUAAAUAACCAGACCACAGUUUUCAGGGGCGACACAACAGAUAAACAUGAUCAGCGCUUAGCCGAACUUUUGAUUACGUUUUGGUGUCCGCCAUUUUGAUGUGUAAUGUGUGACAGUUAUAUUGUUAUAUUGACAUCCGGCCUGUCAGCUUGACCACAACACUGUCCGCGCGGCUCCAGCCUCCGUGUAACGGCGGAGCAUCAGCAUUAAAGGAAACGAGACCGGGCGAGCUAACGACGCAGUCAUGAAUAAUCAGCCGCGGGCCUCCUCUGGGUGACCGGACCGGCUACAGUCGCCGCUCAGCCUGCACAUGACGACGGAUACAGGGAUGCAGAAGAGGUAAGAGCAGCGGGUGCUUAUGAUGGAGAGAGGAAAACAAACGGAACAUGUGACCUAACGUGAAACCGGCGCGCGACGAGGGCGGUGACAGCUCGGGUGGACAUCGUCCCGUCCACCAUCAAUGGCCCCGCCGCUGUAAAUAACUAAGCCGUACUAGCUUAAAACCCAAACCCCGUUUACCCCCGCCCCACCACCACUGGUGCCCGUUAGUACCGAAUUACUCCGGUAACGUCAGCAGCGUGAGCGAGAGGUUGCUAGCGGGCCGGUGGACGAUGGACAGCCGAGGCGAGUGAAAGACGAUACGCGGUGGAACAGGUCGAAGACAUUCUCUCCUUGUGUCCUGUGACCAGUGUUAAACUAUGAUUGAAGCUGCCGUUUGUGACUUCAUCGUGUGAAUUUGCUAAUGCUGAUUGAUGUGGCUUGAUGGCUAUUUAGCAAGACUUGACUGAGGCUUCCAAUCCUUGUUCAAAACAGCUAAGUGUAUGUGCCGGUGACGUCAGCCAUGUUUUGGAAGUUUGACCUGCACACAUCUUCUCAUCUGGAGGCUAUACUGGACAAGGAGGAUGUCACACUCGCUGAGCUCAUGGAUGAGGAAGAUGUGCUGCAAGAGUGCAAGGCUCAGAACCGGAGACUUCUCCUGUUCCUGUGCCAGGAACAGUGCAUGCAGGAGCUGGUCUGUAUGAUUACUACAGAGCCCCCUGCUGGUGGAGAGGAGACACAGCGUUUCAAGUAUCCAAAUAUAGCUUGUGAGCUGUUGACAUGUGAUGUGGGAGUGAUCAAUGAUAAGCUGGGUAAUGAGGAGUCCCUGCUGGAAACUCUAUAUGCCUUCCUGGAGCAGCCGUCCCCACUUAACCCCCUCCUGGCGUCUUUCUUUAGCAAGACAAUUGGGAACCUCAUCACACGGAAAACUGAGCAGGUGAUUAAUUUUCUGCGAAGGAAAGAGGGAUUCCUUUCUCUGGUCCUGAAGCAUAUUGAUACAUCAGCCAUGAUGGAUGUGCUCCUACGACUCAUCAGCUGUGUGGAGCCCGCACCUCUUCGACUCGAGACUCUUACUUGGCUGAAUGCAGAGAAGUUGGCAGAGAGACUCGUAGAGCUUAUUCACCCUGAGAGAGAUGAAGAGAGGCAGUCCAAUGCAUCUCAGACUCUGUGCGACAUCAUUCGUCUGAGCAGAGACCAGGCCAAUCAGCUCCAAGAGAUUUCACAACCUGACCCUCUGCUGUCUGUGCUGGAGUCGCAGGAGUGUGUGGAGCAGUUGUUGCAGAAUAUGUUCUCGGGAGAGAGGACCGAGAGCUGUAUCGUCAACGGGAUUCAAGUUCUUCUCACAUUGCUGGAAAUCAGGAGGCCUGUGGUGGAUGGUGUAAUGGAUGCACAGGGUUUUGAGAGAAGUUACACUGUUAACAGCAGCAUCUUGUUGGCCAUUGAACCACACCUGGUACACUUCCACCAACUGCUUCUCGAGCCUCCUAAGAGACAUCCUAUACUGACCAGCAUGGGUGUGCUGGAGGAACCACUGGGAAACACGCGUCUGCAUGUAGCUAGACUAGUUGCCUCCCUGCUGUACACCAGCUCUGCCAGCCAUGCAGUCGUAGCACAGGAACUUUGCAGACUUAAUACAAUGGACCUGCUUCUGGAUUUGUUCUUCAAGUACACGUGGAACAACUUCCUGCACCUGCAAGUGGAGCUUUGUGUUGCAGCCAUCCUCCGACCCUGUGCCCAUGAAAUGAGACUCCAGCCUGGUUUGGGAUCUCAGGACAAAUUCAGGCUUCAUCAGGAUGCAUCACAAGAGCAGGCUUUUACUGCGACCCCCACUCCUGAACCUUCAAUCACCCCUGAAAACUCUGCACAUAACUUAAUGGUGACUCAUUUGUUUCAUCACUGCCACCUUGUCCAGAGGAUUCUACAGGCUUGGGAAGACAAUGAUAAAAUACAAUCAGAAGGUGGUAUGAGAAGAGGGUAUAUGGGGCAUCUGACCCGGAUUGCCAACACAGUGGUCCACAACCUGGAGAAGGGCCCGGUUCAUACACAGAUUAGUAGCCUCAUCACAGAUCUGCCAGAGGACUGCAGAGGACGCUGGGAAACCUUUGUGGACCAGACACUGUCCGAGACCAAUAGGAAGAACACCAUAGACCUGGUUGGCACGGGAAACCCACGUCCUUCCUCAGAAGAUGAUAUGGAGAGCCCCUUCCCUAAAGAACUGACACUCCAGCAGGCCUUUUCAGACUACCAGAUUCAGCAGAUGACGGCUAACUUUGUGGAUCAGUUUGGCUUCAAUGACGAGGAGUUCACUGAUCAUGACGACAGCAUUGGGGCGACGUUCGACAGGAUUGCUGAGAUAAAUAUCAACAUCGAUUCAGGCCAGGACAGUGCUAAUACCGCUGUGUUUGAGGCCUGUUCCAAGGAGAGGAUUCAGCCCUUUGAUGAUGAUGAAGAGGACAUCUGGGAGGAGAAAACGAUCAACUAUGCAACACAAACAAAGUCCCGAAACAGGUUCGGUGGGUCACAGUCCUCCCAGAGCCAAGUAGACAAUAAGGCCUGUGACAGGGCAUCAGCUUCUGGCACUGAGGCCUCUGACAGCGCAGCAGACUCCGACUCAGAGGAAGGAGAGGAGCCCAAAGACGCCUCAGAUCCUUUCUCAAGCCAAAGCCCGACUGAGACAGCAAAGAGCACUGGCUGGAUAGCAGACUUCGGGGAGGUGAACUCGAAGGCACCUGCAGCAGGCGUGGGCUUUGCAGCGUGGGACACUCCACUCUCUCAACCAGCUGCCGCAGAUGGAGAGGAGAAGGGGUGGGCCAAGUUUACGGACUUCCAGCCUUUUUGUUGCUCUGAAACAGGCCCUAGAUGCAGUUCUCCUGUGGACUCUGAACUCAGCGGAUCAGAAAACACCAAGACAAACCAGAACCCUUGUGUGUGGAGUGUGUGUGUGGCGAGAAAAGCUCCACUGGUGGCGUCAGACAGCUCUUCCUCCAGCAGUUCUGAUAGCGACGAGGAAGAAGGCAAGACUGUGUCUACAUCCAGUGAGACGGUCACCACAGAGACCAUCACUACUGGUGCUGGCAAAGAGACCAUUCGGCUCACCAUGGAUGCUAAAAAUGAGAGGGCAGUCUUCAGCAGAGUAUUCAGACCAGCAGUCAGACGUGAAGCGGUUAAGGUGCCAAUAGAGGGGCUCACAGUGCAAGACACAGGGACAGGCAAUGAUAAAGACAACGAAAAAGGAAAGAAUAAUGAAGACUGUCCCAACCCAACUACUGCCAGUCCAUCUAACCAGUCAGCUGCUGUCACACAAGAGACGCAGGCCUCUGCUAAUGGACCGGCCUAGUGAUACGGUACAGGGACACACACACAAGGCACUUAUCACCACUUCAUUCAAUAUACAGCCAUGGCCACGCAUCCUUUGCUACCCGUUAGCGUCUCUUCAAAACCCUUGUCUGUGUCAAAAGAAUGGGAGAUCCUUAAUGUCAAACAGGCCUUGACAGUAUGUAUGUUGGAUGGCACAAAUCUGCAAAUGGGCUGUUGAUGGACUUCAUGACACGAUUAACUCUGAUCCAUGUCAAAGGAGAGUGUGUGUUCUGAGCAUAUCAUCUUGCCGAUUGCCACGUUAUGUUGCAUACGAAAGAUUUCUAGAUCAAAUUUUUACAUUGAACCUUGGAAAGUGAAGCCCUCUUGGAUUCUGUGAGGAAGAGAGCUGACACUAGGUGUGUGAGUGCCAGCUGUGUCCCUCAAAUCUUAAGAAAACAAACAACUCAGUCGGACAUUUCGAUUAAGAUUAUGGAUUAAAUUCACCUUCAGAUUUUCAGGGCAUUAAACCACAGCCCAGUGCAUUUUUCUAGAAAAGCAUUUCAUUGUUUACACUUUAGUAAAUAAAUUAUAUUUCAAUUGUCAGCCAAGAUUACAGAAGCCAAGAUGUUUGCAAAGCUAGCUGCCAUUUUGUCUUGAGCAUUUGGAUGUACAUGCCGGGCAGAUGAUUUAUUAGUGAAAUGUGUGAGUGAUAAUUUGGCUUUUGUUCAAACUUGCAACCUGAACAUUUCUCUCUCGACUAUCUCAUUAGAUUUCUUUACCUUUCUUAUGUGAAACAGGAAUUCUCCCUUUUUUUUUCUUCAGUUAGGUAGUUUAGUUAAACUGUUCUCUCUCUCUCUCUCUCUCUCUCUCUCUCUCUCUCUGUGUGUGUGUGCUCUGUCUAAGGUACAAGAGUGCAUUCUCAGGUCUAAGGAGAGGUAUGCAGAUAUAAAGAAAGCACACCUGUGUAACACACACACAGACAGUGGCAUACACAUGUAUACAUGGCCGUACACACACGUGCAAAUGAACCUGACACACAGUGAUGUGCACAUACCAAUUCAUAUCACCCUCAAAGCUGUUUAAAUGUAAUAUUGUGAAAUUUGAACCUGUAUUAGGUUGUGGCUCUUCUUGGUAACAUGUAAUCGUAAUAUAAAUGUAUACAGUAUAUAUAUAAACAUUAUAUCUAUUUUUGGAAUAAAUCCAGUGUAUGGGAAGGCGGUUGUUUUGCAGGUUGCAACGUGUGUAUCGUAUGUGUGUGUUGUACUGUUGAAAUGAGGCAAUAAUGAUGUCUGUGUUUCGGUUACUAGCCCAGCAUCAGCUCCUGAUCCUCUGCUACAUGCUUCCUACAUGGAGGUUUGAAAGCGUGCGAGCAUGAAUGUGAGUCUGCAGUAUGUCUUCCAUAUUGUUUACCUAAAGGAUAGUUCUGGUUUUUGUCAACUUGGGUCACGAGAUUUUAAGUCAUAGCUUUGAAACAAACUUGAACAUAAAGUAAUGGAAAAACAUUAAUCGCAGUCCGUCUGAAAUGUCCAGCUUCAACUUUGACUUUUUGUCAUAUGUGCACACUGUUCUUUUCAUGUAAAUGAAGGAUUAUUGACAACUAGAGCAGAAAAAAUGUGUUCUUUGAUCCAAUCUUAAUUUGAGAGGAACUAUCUUUUCCCAAUCUCUGCCCAAUUGAAGCUCCUUUUUAAAAAGUCUAGUGUGUAGGAUUAAUGGGAUCUAUCAGCAGAAAUAGUGCAUAAACACCUGGAAUUAACAAACAUUGAGUUUUUUAACCUUCCAAAGAGUCUACCAUGUUGCACCACCACUUUUUUACAGUAGGCCAGACCCAAUGACUGUAUAUAAAGAUGGCUGAAAUUACAGUUGGUUGAACGAAUGCAACAUAGGUCAUAUCCACCAUGUUGGCAGAUUGGACAUGGGCUAAACCAAAUGGACAAAUACAUUUUUUCCAAAGAAGUUUUCUGUCAUUUUAGGUACUUAUUCACACAGAUGUAUGUGUAACUGUUCAUUGUCCUUUAAAGUUAUUUGAUGCUAUAAAAACCGCCUUUUCAUGUUGGCCAUCCAUCCGUUAACUUUAUUGAACUUAGAACUUCAACAUUAGAUGCUACUAAAUCACACACUGUUAAACUUUAAUGUGAGGAUUUGUAGCUUUUCUUUGUCUAAUGUGAUAAUAAACUGAACAAUCUAUUUCCUGACAAACAAAAACACUUUAGAUCAAAGAUGCCCUUUAGAGUUUUCUCCUAAACAACUAAGGGAUAUUUAUAUUCAGUGUUGCUCACAAAAUGCAUCGUGUUUAUACCAAAAGAUGUGUUGAAUGCAUUUCCUUUUUUUUUUUUAAACCUCAAAGUAGACAUUUUUAAUCCUCUACAUUCAUGUUUACUUGUUUGUUGUCUUCCGCCAUUGAAUUGUUUAGAAUCUGUCCGAUUGUCUGACGAGUCGUAGUCAGUCCAGCCAUAACCAACACAAACCAUCAAAUUGCUUGGCCCAAGUUGAACUAAACCAGACUGAUCCUUCAAGUCUGCGAAUGCUGUACAUGUCGUGCUUUUCUUUCUCUUUCUCCUCGUCUCUCUUUCUCAGGGCAGGAGUUGAUCUUAGUUGUGUAAAUGCCAACAGAACGAUACACCUAGAUUGUUGUGUUUAUUUUAAAAGCACCUUUUUCAAAGAAGCACUUUUGGUUUGUAUUUAGUGGUUUGGCUAACCACCAUAUUAUUCCCUGGUGGGAAUGUUUGACUUGAACGCUUGAAUCAUGUAGAUACUUAAGAUAUAUUUUCUCUUCAAUGCUUUCUGCCAAAGUGUGUCUUCCCGCCAGUGUACAACUGGUUUUCAUAUCUGUGAAGUAGCCUCCACUUUCUCGCAGUAGUCUUACAGGUCUAGAUUUAUCUGAAGCUGUCUCUGUUUGAUCCCUUCCUCUUGUUUUUUCUUUGAAAGUCAUGUGACGGAGGUUAUCAGCGGGAGAAGACGAUGCCACAUGUAAAAAGACUUUGAAGUUUCAUCUCAGAUCACAACGCUUUUAUGUGCUCAGUGCUUGUUUGAAGUGGAACUGCAACGAGAAUUAGCGCCGCUGUAAGUCAGGGUUAGAAGAAAAAGAGGGCUGGGUUUGUUUUGUCAGGGUUUUGUGCACUGUCCAUUUUUUAGUCUGACCCUUUUCUUUGUAUUUUUGUUGCAUUGUGUAUUUCCUUCACCUGGUGAGUGUGGUGCGUGUGCAGUCUAGCUACGGUUAGGUGGGAUGUUAUGCAUUAUGACAUGAGGUCCGAUGUGUGUUAAGCUUUUGCUUCAUCCCGUUGUCUGUUACUUACACUUUGGUUUAAAUCUCUCCUAAUUUAGCUUCUUAAAUCCGUGUGCUGGUGUGCGUGUGUGUGGGAAGUGGAGUGAAAGACAUUGUGUCGUACAAUGCUCUUCGUUCGCAAAGCGGACUGAUGCUGGUGAUUUUAUUUAAUUUGUUUCAUUUAGAGAGUAAUGUGUCUAUUACCUGUUGUCAAUUUAGCUUGAACAUUCAGAUAUGAACUUAAUAAAUGUCAAGAUGAAAAUAAA